AUGCGGCAGCGGGAGACGAAGGAGGCGGUGGCGCGCAGGACGCUGGCGGAAUUCGAGACGCAGAUCGAGGAGACGGCGCGGCGCACGGGGGACGCGACGACGAGAGCGCGGGUGGAGCGCAUGCUGAAGCGCUUGCCGAAGCAGUACGCCAUGGAUGUGAAUUUUAUAGAGGAUGUCUUGGCGCACGCGGAACUUUUGGGUAGGGUGGAGCAGGAAUUGCAAGCGAUGGGGGUCUCGUCGGUGUACUGCUCGGUGCGCGAGGUGGAGGUGGGACGGGCGGCGUUCGGGUCACAUGAAGACAUGAUGGACACGGACGGAGGGAUCGAGCAACUGAACGUCACGGCGGAUAACGGGAUACCGAUUCGCGCGGACUCUCCGGCUGGGAAGCCACGCGGCCCGACGUUCGGCUCAAGUCUACAGAUGACGUCGUCGCUCGGAGGGGACCCCUCGCGCGGGAGCGCGGGCAUGUACGAGGUGGCCGUCGCGGCCGGUAAUAAACCGCGUUUGCUCUCUCGAGUCUCCGCGGUACUCUUCGAUGUAGGUCUGAACAUAGCAGAGGCGCACGUUUUCUGCACGGAUGAUGGACUGGCGUUGGACAUUUUUGUAGUCACGGGAUGGAAGCGAGGGGAGGAGGCGGCGGUGGGUCACGCGGUGCAAACCGCUCUCGACGCCGCGGAUUUCUCCGAUAUCGUUCCAGCGUCUAGAAAUGCCAGCGCGGCGACGCCCAGCGCUGAUGAGGGAAGGAUGUCCGCGGGGUCGCACGGCCGUUCGACGUCGAAUGAUUCAGUGUCGAUCGACGGCGGCGAGUGGGAGCUCAAGGAGAGCCAACUCGUCUUCAACGAGAAAAUCGCGAGCGGCGCGUUCGGUCUUUUGUACCGAGGAAGUUACUGCGGACAAGAGGUCGCGAUCAAGGUGUUGAAGAGCAACGCGCAGGAAGGUAACGCCGGGAACGAGACGAUGCGCGAAUUCGCGCAAGAGCUCAGCAUUUUGCGCAGAGUGCACCACAAGCACAUCAUCCAGCUCAUCGGCGCGCUGACCAAGCAAAAAACCAUGUGCCUGGUCACAGAGUUUAUGCAUGGCGGUAAUGUGCUGCAGUUCGUUCAAGAGCACGCGUUGAAACUUCACGAGAUUAUUCGUUUCUCUCUGGGCGUCGCCAUGGGCCUCGAUUACCUACACAAAAUCAACAUCAUCCACCGCGACAUCAAGACGGCAAAUUUGCUCCUUGACGAAAACAGUGUGGUGAAGAUUGCCGAUUUCGGCGUCGCUCGCCUCCAACCGACAGACGGCUCUACAAUGACUGCCGAAACCGGUACCUACCGCUGGAUGGCACCGGAGGUCAUCGCCCACGGAUUUUACAACGAGAAGGCUGAUGUGUACUCGUACGGUAUCAUGGUUUGGGAGCUCGAGAGCGGCGGCGAGGUUCCGUAUCCGGGCUACACCCCACUCCAAGCAGCGGUCGGAGUUGUACAGCGCGGCUUGCGACCGGCGAUCAGCACUUCAUGCAACCCGAAGCUGGCGCAGGUGAUGCAAUCAUGUUGGUUGGCGGACGCCACCCAACGACCGGGUUUUGAGCAAAUAAUAUCCCUGCUCAAAAGUAUAGACACACAAAAAGCCGAGACGGACGGGAAGCACGGUUUCUUCGAUCGCUUACGAUCCGUCAGCUUCAAAUCGAAGAAAAAUGCCCCCGCACGCUCGAGUUAA
This is a messenger RNA of Ostreococcus tauri, 1701 nucleotides long. RefSeq names its product Serine/threonine-protein kinase, active site. The transcript has a single exon. The coding region runs from base 1 to 1701 and encodes 566 amino acids. Lineage: Eukaryota; Viridiplantae; Chlorophyta; Mamiellophyceae; Mamiellales; Bathycoccaceae. Gene Ontology annotation, biological process: protein phosphorylation. Gene Ontology annotation, molecular function: ATP binding; protein kinase activity. The record is from RefSeq and is a predicted model, not a curated record.